AAAACCAGGCCUCUUGUGACAAGCAAAGGGUAUCGAUGGUCGACCUCGGCAGUGUCGCCGACAAACUCGAUGGAUGGACCCGAGCCUGAGACCUGGGCUUGCUCUCCCUCCCUCCCAAACACACAUCAGUCGGCUUUGGGAGAUCUACCCGUUGGCGACUGGCUUGUUUUCAACUGCUUCUUCCCCCGAGCUCCUGACUAAGACCGCGAGGCAUCGGUCAUCGGCUCCAGCGUGUCUCGCCGACCGCGAGGAGAUUCGUCCAGCGCAUCUGCUAGUUUUUCUCGGCGGCGGCGGCGGCGCCGCCUCGUCUCUCCAGGCUCAGCCUGGCAAGCUCUUGUUGCCCGCCAACUGCGAAAUUCAAGGGCCCCUGAGCAAUAGAGGCACUUGGGGGCGCACAGAACACCACCAGCGCGAUCCGCCUGGAAAACUGACACCUGCACACGCUCGGCCUCAACGCCCGUGCCUCUUCCCCCUCCUUCUUGCUACAUCGAAGUAUUUGGACGCUUUUUCGUAA
Molecule: messenger RNA, 514 nt
Organism: Colletotrichum destructivum
Lineage: Eukaryota; Fungi; Ascomycota; Sordariomycetes; Glomerellales; Glomerellaceae
Exons: 1
Coding region: 74-514 (146 amino acids)
Source: RefSeq, a predicted model, not a curated record